Molecule: messenger RNA, 1791 nt
Organism: Agelaius phoeniceus (red-winged blackbird)
Lineage: Eukaryota; Metazoa; Chordata; Aves; Passeriformes; Icteridae
Gene: LACTBL1
Product: lactamase beta like 1
Source: RefSeq, a predicted model, not a curated record
AUGAGAAGAGCCUCCUGAGCAGCCAUGGAGGGGUUACAGCUGCGGCAGGCACCCUGCAGCCGGAGCUUCCUCAAGCUCACUGCCAUGGAGCUGAAGUGGAUCCAUGUCUUGGUCGUGUUCCUCCUCCUGCUGUCCGUGGCCAUGACCGGCUGCUUCCUGUGGCAGUACAGCCUCCCCAAGGUGGAGCCCAAUCCAUCCGUGAUGGAGGUGAGGUCAGAAGCUGUGCAGAUGUGUCCCCGCUACCCUGAGCCAGUGCCACUGGACCACCCCCUCCCCAUCCUGAAGGAAGCACUGGAGAAGGUGGACCAGAUGCUGCGGCAGAAGAUGCACAGCUCCGGGCUCCCGGCCAUGUCGGCCAUCGCCAUCUACAACGACACCGUGCUCUGGACGGGCAACUUCGGCAAGAGGAACGCCUCCGACCCUGCCUCGGGGGCGCCCAACGAGUACACCAUCUACAGAAUUGCCAGUGUCUCCAAGAUCUUCCCCACCAUUAUGUUGUACAAGAUGUGGGAGGAAGGAAAAGUCACAUCCCUUGAUGACCCCUUGGAGCGUUAUGCCCAGAACUUCGUUAUCAAGAACCCUCUGGGGAGGCUCAAGGACUCAGAGCAGAGAUACACAGCAGAUGGCCUGGUGUUUUUGGAAAAAGGCUCGGUGCCCCUGAAGCCAUCCCUGGUCACCCUGCGCAGAAUGGCCAGUCAGCUCUCAGGUCUGCCCAGGAGGCUGCGAUCCACCAGCCUGCUCUGGAAGGGCAGCACUCAGGAUGCCCUCACGCUGCUCAAAGACGACGUCCUGGUGGCUGACCCAGGAACCAGAUGCCACUACAGCAACCUGGCCUUCUCCCUGAUGGCCCACGUGCUGGCUGAGCACGCGGCCGAUGGGCAGUACCAGCGCUGGAUCUCGGAGAACAUCCUGGAGCGCCUGGGCAUGGAGGACACGGGCUUCGACAUCACGGCGCCCGUCCGCUCCCAGAUGGCCGUGGGCUUCUACGGCAGCCAGCAGCCAGCCCCGCUCUACGACCUGGGCUGGUACCGGCCCUCUGGCCAGAUGUACUCCACGGCUGCCGACCUGGCCAAGCUGGCCAUGGUCUUCCUGGGCACUUACCACCGCCGGCUGCUCGAGCCCGACACGGUGAAGACAAUGCUGACACCCCUGCUGAAAUGCUCUGUGGAUUACUUUGCUAACAAGACAGGCACACCCUGGGAGAUCAACGAGCAGUUGGGAUAUGAUGUCAUCAGGAAGGAUGGGGACCUUGAUGGUUACUCAGCAACCUUCUCUCUCAUCCCCAAGCUCCGCCUGAGCUUCAUUGUGCUGAUGGCAGGGCCCAGACCACAGGGUGGGGACAUUGUGACUCAGACGUACGAGUAUCUCAUCCCUGCCAUGGAAACAGCAUUCAGAGAGGCUGACAAAAGCUUGGUUCCUCCUCCAAACCCAAUCCCUUAUGUUGGCUACUACACCUAUUCCAACCUGACUUUCUAUGAGAUCAAAGUUGGAAUUGGUGGGGUGCUGCUCAUGCAGCAGUUUGGGCCUCACGUGGAAGAGCUGAUCCCUGAAAAGUAUCGGACAAUCAAGCUCCACCACCUGGAAGAUCGCGUUUUCCAAGUCGUUUUUGACAAGGAGUUCCCAUGUGUUCUGCACCUGGGCUCUGCCUCCAUCUCACUGGAGACACAGAAUGGGCAGCUCUUUAACUUCUACCCCUUCGACCGCAAGGGUUUGUCCCCUGGCUUUGAUGCCCCGGGCCUGAACACCUACAACGUGGUGCGUGUCCUGCGCAAGCCCGUGUUCUACAGCUAA